UAUUAUACAUCUCAAGCCCGGGGAGACGGGAUUAGAAUGUAGGCCAAGUCAGACUAGACUAACUAUUAGACAAGUCUUCUUUGCCGCAGACAGUAAGUCAAAAAUUUUUAGCAUUUUUGAAAAUGGAAAGGCAACGACGACGCGGGUUGUGAGGCAAUCUAAAUAGCUGAGUCGUCGGGGAAUUAUGUCUUGACACGCUGUGACUCUAGGUAGUGGAUAUGGUUUUAGCCGUCAACCGGAUUUUAUUACAUUAUAGGGGGUAAUAUCACAAUAUCUACCUGUUACACAGGCGACGGACAAAGGGACAAUGUGAUUAUUUGCACGGAAAUAUUAGUCGAAUCCCUGAAAUAAACUCCCGAUUACAACAAUCCGAAGAAAAGGCGACUCGCUGGCAAGGAGAUGGCAACCAUCGUGAAGGAAUGAAGAUACUACAGAUAGAUUUAAAAUCCGUAUUUCAGAUGAAUACCUGCGAAUUCAAAUUCAAGAGGACGGUGUAGGCGAUCCGUCAUCCACGAUCAUUAUAGCACUAUGGAAGGACAUGCCACUUACUACAGUCAAACCCUCUACCCACGGGAGAGUUUCAGCCAGGUGUGUUCCACGACCCCACCUGCCAGUUAUAUGGGCACCGCACAGCCGGCUUGCAUCUACGCCCAGAGGAACAGUCUAGGAAGUCAUUCCACCAACAUGGGUUACGGUGGACAAGCCAUGGCCGUGGUGGAACAGCAACUCUUGGAGGACCAACAAUCUGUCAUGAGCACCCAACAAAACGUGAAUAUUACCGGAGGGCACAGAAUGCCUCAAGGUUCCCCCGGGGCUCCACUGGGCAUGGGCUCACCCAGCCCGGCCCACAUUCAACCCUCUCCCCACAACAGUCCUCCCUUACAACAACCUCCCCCGGCACAUAGCCAGAGUCUGGGACAGCCUAACGGUAACUCCAGCCUUCGACCACGGUCACCACAGACUUUACAGUUUCCGUGGAUGAAGACAACAAAGUCUCACGCUCAUCAGUGGAAAGCACAAUGGCCAGGUGCACAUUUUUCUCCAGAAGAUGAAAACAAGCGGACACGGACUGCCUACACUCGAGGACAGCUGCUUGAGCUGGAAAAAGAAUUUCAUUUUAACAAGUACAUAUCCAGACCGAGGCGAAUAGAGCUGGCCGCCAUGUUGAAUCUGACAGAGAGGCAUAUUAAAAUAUGGUUUCAAAAUAGACGAAUGAAAUGGAAAAAAGACGAAGCGAAACGUCGACCACGCCCUCUGGCGUCGAACGGGUCGGUUCAAACGAACACAGAAGCAUCACCAGCCGAUGCUGACAGCGUUGUUAGCACUAAGCUCAAGGUGUGCGUAAAAAGUGAAGCUAAUGACUGCACAAACUACAACAACUCCCGAUCGUGUCGUUCCGGAAACGCUGAACCAGUUAAUGGAAGUGACUCUUCAAAAGAAAAUGGCCUCUCUCCGACCAGUAGCGGACUUUCGCCAGCUCCAAGCGGCCUUUCUCCAAAUCCAGAUUCACCGUCCCUUAACUCUAAUUGAAGGACUUACGGUUCCGCCAUCUUGUUUAGGGAAUGAGAAUGUAAUCGACAUGAAGACAGCACCUCGUGCCGUUAAUGCGCCAAAGCAGUGUAAUUUUUACUGAGGCAAUCUGUUUGCGGAUCUAAUCGACGAUUCGACACGUAGAGGUCUCAGGUUCAGUUUUGUGAAAGGUGUGUUAUAAAUGUUAAAGGUAUUAGCACUUACACCAAAGUGCACAUUGCAUGACAUUGUACAGGACUACUGACUGUCGGAAUUCUCAAGCUUCCAAGAGAGAGACUGAUUUGUAGAAUGUCCACACUAUGCACACUGCGGUGGGUGUAAGUUUAUAUGUGGAGGUAUAGCAAGGGAAUAGAACACAAGGUAUUUUGUUAAGCUUUGUUGCUCUAAGACUCCUACAAGAUUUACAAGAUGACUAACAAAACCCCACCGGAGGAUAGGAAAAAAAGAGGCAAACACGAGCAAAACGGGAAAAGCAUAUACCGAAGUGAUUCCCCAGGUAUUUGUGGACAGAUUUUCAGUGGAGCGAUUUCGACAAAGUGGCCAUCUUUUAAAGUACAUGCACGGAUACAUCAAACUAGCUUCCUACUUGUA
Liolophura sinensis is the source of this 2121-nucleotide messenger RNA. Its product is annotated as pancreas/duodenum homeobox protein 1-like. Gene Ontology annotation, molecular function: RNA polymerase II cis-regulatory region sequence-specific DNA binding; DNA-binding transcription factor activity, RNA polymerase II-specific. Lineage: Eukaryota; Metazoa; Mollusca; Polyplacophora; Chitonida; Chitonidae. Gene Ontology annotation, cellular component: nucleus. Bases 529 to 1530 code for a protein of 333 amino acids. The transcript is spliced from 3 exons. Gene Ontology annotation, biological process: regulation of transcription by RNA polymerase II. The record is from RefSeq and is a predicted model, not a curated record.